CACGGCGCGCGGCGUUGGGCAGUGAGCGAGGGUCGACACACGACACUGGGAUUCGCGUGUGUACACGUCUGUCUACUCCUUCUAGCCGGAUCUGUCAUCACACAUAAGUGAAAAUAGUACCUACAGUUGACUGUUACGGCUGUGAAUUCGCGACCUGAGGUUGUAAACCGCUCGCUUCCCAUCUGGAGCGAAGUUGAUGCGAAGUGGAGCUGUGGGGCUCACCGCGGGGCUGGAUGUUGUUUGCUCGCUUGGAUUGUGCUCAAGCUUUAUCUUCCGUCCACAGACAAAACUUUGUGUGUUUUUAGUGUGUGUCACCUUUCUUGUAAGCUCAGCUAUGGAUUGGUGUUUACCCCUCGCCAGCUUGCUUGUCGUCCUCAUCGUUUUGGUUACAGCUCCCGCAGAAAGUGCCAAGCUUAAUGACUACAUUCUUGAUUUUCGACCUUUGACCUAUGACCGAGUUGCUGUGCAUAAUAACCACCAUCGUGUUCGCAGAUCCUUGGACAGUGAUUUGCAUAUUAGAUUUAAUGCAUAUGAGAGAGAUUUUCAGCUGAGGUUACAGCCAGCAGAGGGAAUAUUCAGCAAUGACCAUAAAGUAUAUAGGGAUGGUGUAGGCAUCCAUACUGCAGAUACAUCUUUUAUUUACCAGGGUACAGUUCAAGGAGACCCACACAGCUCAGUUCACUUGUCAGUUCACAAUGGCAGCAUUGAAGGACAUAUAAAAGUUGAUGGCAGCCUUUUUCACAUUGAGCCAGCUUCCAAAUACCUCAACUCACCCAUCUUUCAUACUGUCAUCUACCCAGACACUCAUCUGGACAAAGACCCGUACAGAGCAAGACGGGAAGCUGAAGUGGGAUCUUGUGCUUUAGACCAUCUUCAAGAAUGGAUGGCAGCAAGUUCACAGUUGGAAGAACCUGCCCAUAUAAGCAAGCGAGCCAUUCUCCAAAAGGAUAUGCUGAUGACUGAAGAUGAGCAGCUAAAUCAACCGUAUCACAUGUAUUCAGCUGACAAUAAUGCAGCAGCAAAUAUUCGUGUGAAACGGGCUGAUGACACCAAGAAAACCUGCUCAUUGCAUAUGAUUGCAGAUCCUUUACUUUUCGACUUCUUUAAAAACAAGAGGCGUGGUCAGACAGUUACUGAUGACCUGGCAGAAGAGGACAUUAUAGGAUUCUUUUCUGCCCAUGUGAAAGCUAUCAGUGAUAUCUACUCUACAACAUUUUUUGAAACAUAUGACAAAUCUAUGAACUACACAGGAAUACGUUUCCAGAUACAUCGUACAACAAUAAUGAACCCAACCAAAUCCUCCACGUCAACUUGUGGAACAUACCGCACAGAAUAUUGCGCUAACAAUCUGGAUGUCAGCAACUUUCUAGACCUGACAUCUCUUGACAACCAUGACAACUUCUGUCUUGCAUUCACGUUCACAUAUCGAGACUUCAGUGGUGGGACUUUGGGCCUGGCCUGGGUGGCCACUGAACAAAGUAUACAGAGUGGUGUAUGUGGUCGCCACAGCACAUUUACUGGCGGCAAAGAAAAAAGUCUAAACACUGGCAUUGUCACAAUCAUUAACUUUGGUAAAACAGUUCCAAACCGUGUUUCCCAGCUCACUUUUGCCCAUGAAGCAGGACAUAACUUUGGAUCUCCUCAUGACAUUGGAUCAGAUGAGUGUGCACCUUAUGGCACAAGGAGAAGUGAUGCCUCAGAUGGAAACUACAUCAUGUUUCCAAGUGCAACGGGUGGAGACCAGCCUCACAAUGAUGAUUUCUCACGAUGCAGCAAGGACAAUAUGACUCGCAUCCUUAAGCAGGUGUUUCAGGGAUACGCACUUCAUGCUUCAUUACAGAAGGCCUCUGAUGAAGCAUUCUGUGGGAACAAAAUCACAGAGCCAGGAGAGCAGUGUGACUGUGGAUUUGAAAAUGAAUGCAACACAGCUACCAGUUGCUGUGUACCUCGAAAAGAAGGCCAAAAUGAUGGAAAUAUGUGUAAACUGAAUUCUGGUGCGGAGUGCAGUCCUGAUUCUGGCCCCUGUUGUAAGGAAGGCUGCAAACUGAUUCAGCCUAAUGAAACUGUUGAGUGCCAGGCGGAAACAAAUUGUUCAUAUGCCUCACAAUGCAAUGGCAUUAAUUUCACUUGCCCAGCACCUCGCCACAAACCAGAUGGUAAUUUCUGCAACACUUUUACAAAAGUGUGCUCCAAGGGGGAAUGCAUUGCACCUCUUUGUAAAAGAAUUUCGUGGGAGGAGUGUUUCCUGACAUCUGAGACUGGAAAUGCUGCAGACUUCUGUUACGUGGCUUGUAAAAAUAAUGUGAGUGGUGUGUGUGUCAGCUCAAGUAAUUCAGAUGCACUAGCAAAAGCUGAAAAUAUAGACUUCAAAAGGCUACUGGAAGAGGCAGCUAAAAACCGAGGAAGUGACCCAUCGAAACCCCAGCUGACCCUGCCCCCUGGUUCAGCUUGUGACAAUUACCGUGGUUACUGUGAUGCAUUCCACAAAUGUCAGCGAGUUGAUGCUCAGGGUCCUUUCAACCAACUAACAAACUUGAUUUUCAACCCUGUGACACUUGGACGAGUUAAAGAUUGGAUUGUUGAAUAUUGGUGGGCAGUACUUUUGAUGUGUGUGGGGCUUGUGGUCUUCAUGGGAGGCUUUAUCAAGUUAUUUGGUUACAACACACCAAGUGAGGACCCAAAAUACAAGCCUUCACGUGAGCAGAGAGCCCGAGCACAGGGCAAUGCACGAGGGAAUGCCAAACAGUCGAGCCAUCCCCAGGAGGGUCCACCCGCUUACCACACAAAUGUAGACAUGGCCCACUACGGACCACACGGAAGACAGAACCCGUAUGAUCGUAUGUCCACUGGCUACGGAACCCAGAAUCAUUAUGAUCGGAUCUCUUCUAGCCAUGGGAGCCGUCAAUAGAAACUGCAGCUACCAGACCUCUUGUUGAAAGGAAUGUUAGUUUCACUCCUUCUUUUAAAUUCAUUGAGCACUGAAGCCAAGUGAAAAAUGGUUAAUUUCUGUUUUACUGUUUGACAAAGGGUGGGAGAAUGAAAGUGAUGGAUGAAAUGAUAUGAUUUGUUACAUACUAUUAUCUUUGUUGCCAUGAUUGCUAAGCUGAUGAGCGCUGGACACACUAUUAUUUGGAAAACUAAAACUUUUCAGUUUCAUUAAGUUCACUACAAUAAAUAUGGUAUACAUUUCAGCACAAAUUUAUGUUAGCUGCUGUUGACAGCAUUCAUAGUUUUUUCCCUCAUGGGGACAUAAUGAUUAUGAACAUUUUGUGUGAAGUGUGUUUUUUUUUUUUUAACUGGAUGUUUUUACACACUGAUGACAGCUAUGUAAAAUAAGGUCUGUAAUAUGAAUGGCAUUGCAUGAAUUAUAUCCAUGAUGGAUCUUUCAUUCUCUGUUUUUAUUUUGAAACAGGGUCCAGAAAAUAUGAUGGUUAUUCUUGAGGCUCUUGAGAAAAAAUAUGAUGAAGGGCUAUAUUUAAAUAACACUGUUCUUAAAAUAAAGAAAUAGACUUUGCUGAACAAUAUCCAAAAACUGCAUUUUAUGCUUGUAUUUUUUUUUUUUUUUAAUGGUUCAGUUUUUAACAUGAUCAGCAUACUGAAGAAAUAUACUAGCUGACUGCUACACAAGCAAUUUAUCCCAAGAUGUCUUUAAAGAAGUGGGCUGGCUGUCCAGAAGAAAGCUUGUCCAUACUUUUUUUUAAUGGUAUUUUCAUCUCCUGGCAUAUUUUCAUGGCGUUGCAAGAAAAGGCCAGAACUGUAUCUAAAAUGAUACAGUAUGGCAUGAGGAUGUAUCAGGUCAGUGAAUGAAUGGGUCUAGUUUAUUUAAUGAAUUAGUUUGUCCCAUGCAUAUUCAUUAUUUUAUUAUUCAAGAUGGUUCUUUCUCUGUAAUUUUAAUCGUACAUUUCCUUGUGAGAAACAUGAUACUAACAGAUUUGUAAUGUUAAGUAUGGUGGUAUGUAAGCAAAUUCUUUUUAAAUUAUUUCUAUAAAAAAUCUAAAAUUAGCCAUAUUAGGAAGAAUGUUGUCAUAAAAAGUAUUAACACUGGACCUGGGUUAUUUACUGCAAACUUCUGAUUGCUUUUGUGUUAACAAGGAGUGACCAAAGGUCAUAUGACAACAGUAGCUUAGGUCUAGAUUCAGUAAUUAAAAUAUAGAAACCCUCUUUAGAUGGUGAAUUCUUCAGUUUUCACCACUUUAGACACCAACUUUCAAUGGUUGGUGUGUUAGGUCAUCAAACCCCAUAAACUGUUGACAAAUGCAAUCAAGCCAAUAGCAAGUGAAGUGUAUGUUUCAACUAUCAGCUAAAGUCAACUUAAUAAUUAUAGAUUUGGCAAAACAUUUCACAUACCUGUUUUAAGGAAAACUUACAGAAGUUUGGUGACUGAAGUUUAUUGUACAAAUAUCUUUGUAUUAAACAUAUGCCACCCAUUGCUCGCUCGCUCUCCGUGCAGAACUGAAUGCCAGCAGUGGUUCGGAUGGUAACAAACUAACAAGAUCUUGAUUCCACUAAAGCACAAGUCACUGCCUGUUGGCAGUGGCAGGUGCGUUGUUGGUGUAUUUGGAUUGAGAGCAUUCUGUUUGAUCCUGCCAAUUAUCAUAUGCAUGUCUAAGUGAAAAUGAAGACCACUGUUUCUUAAUUAAACUAUGAAUCAUCCUAUGUUAACUACAUCUCCUACUGCUGCUUGAUGCUCCGCUUUUUCCAAAUUUUACUUCAAUGUUUUGCUUACUUCAAUGAUUUUACUAUAUAAUUUAUUGAUUGAAAUGAUGGAAUUUGUUUUUCUGUGCUUCUAUUACUGUUUUAAUGCCUGUGUGUGUACAUGCAUGAGAGAGGUAUGCCAUGGGGUUUAGUCCUGACAUGGGUAUGUAUGUUUACUUGUGUAUAUGCAUUUACAAACUUUUUAUCUUGUACACUUAUUGCUUUGUGAUUUAUUGAUGAUGAUAAAAAUGUGUUUUUAAAACAAAAUCUUGCCAGCAGUGCAAAUAUUCAUAUUGUGUUCUGUAUCAGAUUUGACAGUAUUGCUAACAGGGAAUGUAAUAGCAAUGCAGGCAUUUUAUUGCUGUGCUGUUGUGUUCCAUUGUUUAGAUACAUGUUCAUCAAACAACAAGCAUCUGUAUUGUAUAAUGUUGGUGGUCUUCUUUCCCACAAAUUGGAAGGGGCUGGAAAAGAAAAACUUAGUGUACUUUAGAAUUAACAGAACUUUCUCAGCUCUGGAAUAAAUUUACUAUUGUCUUACAGAAUAAAGUGUAAAAUGCGCUUCUACUUAACACAGAUAUAUUGCACUGUUAUCUUUGCAGUUACAGCAUUUUUUGCUGCAUUAACUGUUUGCUUGGUUGCCCAAGUGAAGUUUUAUUUGGAGCAUCAUAAUGUUAUUAAUGAGAAGCACAAAUUUAAAGACAUCCAGUUUUUUUGUUAGUAUUUCAUUGUCUUUCAAAAGACAAAUUACCAGGUGUGCCUCUGUCAGUAAUUUUUUUUAUAUUUCGUGUUUAUGAUUUGUGUCUUGAUUGGCCUUUCACUAUGCUGGUGUGUGUGUGAGUGGGAGAGAGAAUUCAGAUAUCACAUAGUCGUGGACUUCUGAUCAACAAUUUCAGGAUUUUCCAGCUGUCUUCUGCAGUGUUUGCCCUGUUGUUGUUUUUUUUCUGAAACAAUUUGUCCUGUGCUUUCUUGGUUUUAGGAUGCAGUGCAACUUUAUUGUUGCAAGAUUUGCUCUAUAUCUUACAUCAGGAUGUUCUCUCUUCAGUCAUUUUGCAGUUUCUUGGUAUGAUGAUAUCCAAAUUUCCUACCAGCUGCAUUACAUAAUGAAUUUUAACUCGCCCAUACGAAAAAUCCACAUAUCAUUUGGUAAUAUUCAGUAGAUAAUGAGUUAGCACAAGAGUUGAAUGUUGGGGAGUAGCAGAAUGGUGAUGGAGUAUUGUGAAAGGAUGUUGGGUAAAUGCACAACAUUUUGUUCCCCUCUUCAUAAUCGUAUUUGAGAAUAAUGCUGCAGUAGGGAUAGGAUUUUAUAUGCUUGUGGGAAUGGAGAUACAGCAGUUGGUGGAGGAUGUUCUGAAUGCGACAGUGAGAGAGAUGAUAUUGAUACUGCUCAUGUUUAAAUUACAAACCACAUCACUUUCAUAGCUUGGUCAUAAUAUUUACCAACUUGUUCACUUGCCUUUCAUUUUUGGAUGUUGUGUAUUUGUAUCUUACUUAUUCAGAAGAGAAUAUUUAGAAAGUAGAGCUUCUGUGUCGGACAUUAACUGUCCUGAUGUUACUGCUGUUUGUGUCAGUCACUGAUAACAUUGGGAAAAAAUAUGCAAAAAUUAAAAGAAAUGGAGGGUGUUUGUGGGUGGGGGAACUUAGCUUUGGAUAAUAGGUAUUUUAAUCUGUGCACAAAUCACAGUAUAGCUUUUAUAAUCCCAUAGUACAGAGCAGACAUUAUGUAUAUAUUAGACCAGUGAAACUAUUGAUGAGUGUUCCUUCUGUAUGAUCCUCUUGUUCAGCCUUAUAUACAUCUAAUUAAUUGUGUUUAUGAAUUUAUCUUCAUGAAUUGAAGUGCAGUUAUAUAGACAUUGAAUCUUACAUAUCUGACUGUUGUAUUUAUGUCUCAAAUUGAAGCAAGUGCAAUUAUUAAUGUUAAAUAAUCAAACACUUUGUACCGAAAGUGUUCAGCAUAUAAAACUGAGAGCUGCUCUACUUUCUGGCUGCAGUCAAAUUAUUGAUACAAUUUUCUGGCAAAUAGUACUUGUUAAGUUUGAAAAAAGAAAAAAAAAAAAAACCCCAGUGAUGCAGUAGCCAGGGGCUAUUGUCCCCAAACAGCUCAGCUUCAAAAGCAUGUUCCAUUUAAAGUGAAGCAUAUAAUUGAGUAGUUUCUGUUUAUUUAUUAUUUUCAUAAAGAAAUUCACAUUUUUUUUUCCCAAGUAGACUGCAUGGGCGCCCUAGUCAACUCUACAGCAUUGGUGUAGAGCAGUUUCUGGUGAACCACAAAGUCUUGUAAAAGUAACGCUAAAUGCUUGUAAACCCACAGAGGGCAAAGUUAAAAGUAGAUUUUGGAUUUGGAACAAAUGUUUCCAAGAUGUAAAUUAGCUUUCAGUACUUGCUCUGUUCCUCUUCAUCAGUUCUAGCAGGCUAAUGCAGUAAUUUGUUCAACUGCUUUUUCACAAGGUGAACCAGGUUGAAAAUGUGUUGUCAACAAUUCUUGGAUGGAAAUCACUUUCAUAAUUACAGACUGCACAAACACCCUUAUGGGAUUUCAGAUGACUGACUUUCAUUCAGGAACAAGCAAGCUGAUUCACCUGUCAGAUGGAGGAUUACUAGAGAUGACUAUGUCACUCUGCAUGAAUGAAAUGUUUCUUCAUUCACAAAGCCAGGAAGCUAUCUGUGAUUACGUCUGCAUUAUAGCAUAUAUGUGUAUAUUGUAUGUGUGUGUGCAUGUUUGUGUACAUAUAUGUAUAUUUCCAUUGCAUACUUUUGUGUACUUACAUAUUAACAAUUCUAAAUAAUCAUCUUGAUACUUAACACUUAAUACUUGGCACAUAGUCCUUUUGUGAAGAUAGGGAUUGUUAAUUUUAAAGCCUAUUAAAAUCUUGCUUUAAUAUUACAAGAAUAAAAGAUAAGGCUGUUUUCAUGCAUUGCAUUUUAGACACCAAAAGCAUUUGUGUGAUCAUGGUUUAUAGAUCUUUGUGAGAAUAUGAAAAGUCAUGAUCUCCUGGAAGAGACACCACUUCAAAACUAUUGCAGAACAUUUUCUUGAUUGUAAAACAUUUAAUAGCCAUGCAUAUUUUGAUAUGCACAAAUAUUCAUCACUCUUGCAUACACAAAUUUGCAUUUACGAAGGUAUGUUAAUCUUUAUGCACUGUGAGUUAGGUAUUUUUGCCAAUGACUUAUCUGGAUGUCAAAUAUUCUUAACUAAAAGUAAACAGCCUGCUCUGUAUUCAUGUUAUGGCAUAUCAGUAUUCUUCAUUAUCCUCUGAUGCGAGAUCCACGUUUCAUUGUAAAAUGUGUAUCGUUUUGUGUAUGUGGGGUUAUUAAUGUAAGCUGCACCUGUACCUUUUAUUCUGUUCUGGGAAUAAUCUGGGGACAGAUGAUGUUUGAAUGGGGUAUAAAGUUUUACAAAAAUUGUUCACACGAGUUACAAGACUAUUUUUAUUAGCAUUUUUCUGGUGGUAAAAAUGCAGUUUUUUGGCAUUUCUGUUUUUGCAGUGGAAAAAGUCAUUUUGUCACAUCUAUGCAAAUUUUAAGUUUUUUUUAAAGAUAUUUGUGCAUCAUUUGUAUGUCUAAAAAUGAAAUCAGUAAAAUAUUAGUUGCUGCUACUGCUGCCUUGAUGAUCAAUGUAAUAUUUAUUCAAAGAAAACAUCAACUUUUAUUCCACUGCAAGCAUCUUUGUUGCAGGCCUUUCUUAUCAAACUUGAAUACUGCAGCUGUUGCACCAGUGCAAAACUUCUACUUACCUGUAAGGCUAAGGCAAACAUUAGCAUUAUUUUGCAAUUAAUGACAAAAAAAAUAUAAGGUGUAAAUACUGAUAUGUGAGAAUGGUUCUUGUCUUACACAGAAUGUUCACUCCUUUUAUUCAUUCAUCUUAAAUGUUAUUGGUAAUGACAAGCAGUUUGCAUGUGUGUAAGGUUUUUGAGAGAUUUUCGCCUGCAUGCUUGCUCAUGAAGACAGGUAAGCGGGGUCCAUCCUUUGAUACUUAGGUAUGGCAUCCCUGACUGGUUCAUUCCAUUUGCAAAGAUUUCACUUCUAUGUAAUGGGUACCUUUUCUGGUUUUUAAUACAGAAUAAAUAUUUUACUAAUGUUU
Messenger RNA from Pomacea canaliculata, 8770 nucleotides. RefSeq names its product disintegrin and metalloproteinase domain-containing protein 10-like. Gene Ontology annotation, cellular component: plasma membrane. Gene Ontology annotation, molecular function: metalloendopeptidase activity. Gene Ontology annotation, biological process: membrane protein ectodomain proteolysis; Notch signaling pathway. Lineage: Eukaryota; Metazoa; Mollusca; Gastropoda; Architaenioglossa; Ampullariidae. The transcript has 18 exons. Bases 197 to 2908 code for a protein of 903 amino acids. The record is from RefSeq and is a predicted model, not a curated record.